AUGUUUCGUUGCAGUUUCUGUUGUGCUGCUCACAUCUUAUUCUUGCAUUCACCUAGUGUCGAAGUGUUUGGUGGUGUCAAUAAUGGUUUGGACUCACGUCAGCUGUCGGAAUUUUGUGACGAGGCGGAGAUAUCGUUGAGGAAAUGCUAUUCAGUGAUGUGCCUUGCUGCCUGGAGGUGUUCAAUAGCAACCGCUAAGUUGCUUUUACAUAUCAACGAGAACCGUCUGAAAGAUUUGGCUCUUGAAAUAUAUUCACAUUUCCCUCAAAAGAAAAUACAUAAUAAACAAAGGAUUACUCUCAUGAAAAACUGA
Molecule: messenger RNA, 312 nt
Organism: Trichobilharzia szidati
Lineage: Eukaryota; Metazoa; Platyhelminthes; Trematoda; Strigeidida; Schistosomatidae
Source: the annotation of a GenBank genome assembly